Mangifera indica (mango) is the source of this 1626-nucleotide messenger RNA. RefSeq names its product IRK-interacting protein. NCBI's taxonomy places the organism in Eukaryota, Viridiplantae, Streptophyta, Magnoliopsida, Sapindales, Anacardiaceae. The record is from RefSeq and is a predicted model, not a curated record. The coding region runs from base 1 to 1449 and encodes 482 amino acids. The transcript is spliced from 2 exons.
AUGGCACCUUCCUCCUCAUCUUCUCCUUCUUCUUCCUCCAAACAUCUUCCUGCCCCUCUCCCUCACCACUCCCCACAUUUCACCCCAAUUCAAGAAUGUGAAAGAGAACAGCAACUUUCAAAGCACAGCAAAGGAGUGACGUAUAAGCACAACCCAACACCUCUUCAUCAUCCUAGUGACAAAAUCGACAAACCCAACACCAAGAAACGGCACGAGUCGUGCGAAGAAGAAGAUGGUUCUUCUGUUUCUUGCAACAAGUGCAAGCCACACUCUCGUGAUCAGAAGAUUUCUGUGGUUCCUUUUGAUCAUGGCAACACCCAUGUUAGUACCGUUAACAAACGGUCAUUGUUUAUUGCUAGCCCAAAUGCUAUCUUUAAGUCAAUUUUUCAAUCUUUAGCAAGAAAGAGUCCGAGAUCAAAGAACAUGUCUACUGCCAGCGAGGAGGAAUGGAAAAUCGCUGUGGCAGAGCUUUCAAAUAAGCUCGUUCAAGCUACAAGAAAGAGAGAUGAAGCCUUGUCAGAAGCUUCCAGGCUCAAGUACUCGAUGGCUGAGCUAGAGAAGAAGCUAAACAAGCUUGAAGUUUAUUGCCACAAUUUGAAGUCUGGACUGGAAGAAUGUGGCAGCAAUUCGCCCUAUAAAUCUGAAAAGAGUUGGAACAAUACUAUCCGUCAAAUUAAGAAUCUAGAUUUCAUGGUUGGAAAUGGUAAAUUAAUGGAGCAAUUCUUGAUUUAUGUAUCUGAAGCUCGAUCCACAGUUCGGCUUUUUAGUAGAUCUCUUACUAUGCUGCUUAGGCACAUGGGACCAAAAACGUACGAGAGAAUAUCACUGCUUCUUCAACCUUAUGAUGUGAAGAUUUCCUUCUCUAAGAACCCAAAGAUUCUUCUUUUUCAUCUUGAAGGUUUGAUGAACAAAGCUUUUUUUGAAGAUUUUGAAUCAAUUGGGUUUCAAAAAAAUGUUACAAAUCAAAUCCUGAACCCAAUAGAUCGGUGUGAAGCUAAUUUUGCGUCGUUUCAUGUUCUAAAAGAUUUGACAUGGGAGGAGGUUUUGAGUAAGGGGACAAGGCAUUUCAGUGAGAACUUCAGCAGGUUUUGUGACCGGAAAAUGAGUGAGAUUAUGUCCAUGUUGGGUUGGAAUAGAGCUUGGCCUGAGUCAUUAUUGCAGGCUUUCUUCAAUGCAUCGAAAAAUAUCUGGUUAGUGCACCUCUUGGCUAAUUCAGUUCACCCGGGGCUGCCGAUAUUUAGGGUGAAUAAAGGGGUGAGGUUCGAUUCUGUUUACAUGGAGGAUAUGGGUGGAGAUAGGGCGUUCAAAUUGGUUCCAAACUUUGUUCGGAUCAUGGUUGCACCUGGGUUUUAUGUCUAUGACAACGUGGUCAAGUGCAAGGUACUAUGCAGGUACGACACUAUAAAUAACAGUGUAUGUAAUGACAAGGGUUUAAUCUUAUCUCCUUAGGGUUUAUUUAGUUUAGAAUUUGUAAGUUGAAAAUUUCCAUUUGUUAUGACGUACUUUUUCUGAGAAUGUUAUUCUUUUGUCAAGGUGGAUAAUGUUUAAUGACUGUUCAUUGGUGCCACUGCUAUGACCUUGGGGACAUUUGGGUCAAAGUAAAGAAUUGGCUUUUUCUUCUUCUUU